Heteronotia binoei (common prickly gecko) is the source of this 6803-nucleotide messenger RNA. It is a transcript of the gene RAB11FIP1, whose product is annotated as RAB11 family interacting protein 1. Gene Ontology annotation, biological process: regulated exocytosis. Gene Ontology annotation, molecular function: small GTPase binding. NCBI's taxonomy places the organism in Eukaryota, Metazoa, Chordata, Lepidosauria, Squamata, Gekkonidae. The record is from RefSeq and is a predicted model, not a curated record. Gene Ontology annotation, cellular component: intracellular membrane-bounded organelle. The transcript is spliced from 6 exons. The coding region runs from base 117 to 4070 and encodes 1317 amino acids.
AGACAGGGGCGGGGCGUCCAAAUUCUCGCGAGACUCUGCAGCGUCUCUGGCUCUUUCUCACGGAGUUUCGGUCAGUCAGUUUCGUCCCGCCGCUGACUCCGGAGGUGGACGCAGCGAUGUCGCUGCCGGGCUCGCCGAUGUCUGCGGGGCCGCGUUGGGCCCCGACGCACGUCCAAGUGACAGUCCUCCAGGCGCGGGGCCUGCGGGCCAAGGCCAAGGGGGGCGGCGGGAGCGAUGCCUACGCCGUCAUGGCGCUGGGCAAGGAGAAAUUCGCCACCUCGGUGGCCGAGCGGUGCCUGGGCUCGCCCGUGUGGAGGGAGGAGGCCACCUUCGAGCUGCCGCCGCCGCCGCGACGCGGCCUGUCCGGCUACGAAGAAGAAGGAAGGGGCGCGCAGCCUGCCGUUCUCCAGCUCACCGUCUCCCAUCGCGCCCUGCUGGGGCUGGACAAGUUCCUGGGGCGCGCCGAAGUCAACCUGGCUGAACUGCAGAACGAGGGUGGCCGAAGGACCACACGAUGGUAUAAGCUUCACUCCAAACCGGGGAAAAAAGAAAAAGAGAGGGGUGAAAUAGAGGUGGAUAUCCAGUUCAUGAGGAGCAACAUGACAGCCAGCAUGUUUGAUCUGUCUAUGAAAGAUAAAUCCCGGACUCCAUUUGGCAAGCUGAAAGAUAAACUGAAGGGGAAACGAGGAAAUGGAUUGCCAGAUACAGCUUCUGCGAUUAUUCCUAGCAUAACUCACUCACUAGCUGACAGUGACGAAGAGUCAAAUGAGAAAGAGAAGGAAAAGAAAAAAUCAAAGUUCAAGACUCUAUUUUCAAAACCUGGCUUGCAGAAAAGCAAUAUCUCCCAGUCUAUGUCUGUGCUACCUUCUCUCCAACCAGUUACAGAGAGAGUGAGGCUUAGACCCAGUGACUUUCAGUCACAGUGGGAUGAUGAUGAUGAUGACACUUUAACUCCAGUCUCAGAGAAACCCCCUGCAAAUAGAGCUGAAGAUAACUUCCUUUAUCCUCCUUCUGGAAGAUCUCAUAAACGAACAGGUAGUGCAGAUUCCAAGCAAUUGAACCAAAUUGCAUCCAGCAGCACCAAGAAAGAUGGGCAUUCUUUAUUUGGUGGUCUCAAGUCCAAAAAUGACCCAGUUUCCCGUUCCAAUGUAUGUAUCAAUGGCAGUCAUGUUUACGUGGAAGAGUGUGAUCCAAAAAGUGAUACCAUUCUAAAAGAGAACACUCCAUCUUCCACUUCCCCUUCCCCUCAGACAUCCCGACGAAAGCAUCUCUUUUCGUCUCAAGAGAACCUGACUUCCAUUCCCAGUAAGGACCCUGAAGUGACUGGAAGACUUGCUCUUGACAAAGGACCACCUGAGUCUUCCUCACUGGAGUCCUUUAAAGCCAGUUUGCCAUCGUACAAACUGCUUAGUAGUGGGGAUUUGCUAGAAAGUAUUGCUCCAAUGAUUUCAGACACUUCAAAAGAAAUCAAGAAGCAGGAGAACAUGAAGUCUGCCUUGCUGUCCCUUGUAACAGGGAAAAAGGAAGCUGAAAACAGUUCAGAGGUUUCUGUGAAGGUCAAGGAAGUGAAACAUAAUGAGAGAGAAUUGGCAGGAAAAGAGACAACCCCCUGUGAAGUUCCUGUGGAUUGCAGAAGAGACCAAGGGCCAGAUAAGAGAAAAUCCACAAAUGCUGCUAUUCCAAAGGCAUCUUUCAACCCCUUUACUGAGAACACUGAAGAAGAGAAAUCAGAAAAAAGUGCAGCUUCUGUGAAACCAUCCCAGGCCAGACCCAUCAAACCCAGACUGGGCGUGUCUUCAGAGGAUGAAACCAAAGCCACUUCUGCUGAUUCUGUACCCCCUACUGUUUCUCUUUUCUGUCUUUCCCAUCCCUCUAGUAAUGACAAUAACCCUUUUACCUCUAAACACAUUCUAGAAUGGAAAACCGAAGCUCCCAGUCAUUCUGCUAGUCCAGCAUUAAAACUUUCUGCACAGCAUGGCAAUAAUCCUUUCACUCCUAACUGGGGACAGGAAUCCAAAGAAGAUGACACAGAAUGCUUUACAGCUAGUCCUUUCUGCAGGCCUUCUGCAGUUGCUGGCAGUGAAAACAAUCCUUUUGCUUCUAAUUGGAGGCAGGAAUCUCAGACAGAGAAUUCUGAAAAUGUGACUAAAUCUCCAGUGUAUCUUUCCCAUCCUCCUCCAAAUUCUGUUCAUGAAGGUUCUGUUGUAACUACACUGGACAAUGAUUCUGAAAGUAUUACCAGUCCUGCUUCUUCUGUUACCUUUCCUCCUACUGCUUCUGACCAAGAGCAUAACACUUCAGCAGACAACACUGCUGAUUCAGAGCUCUAUCCUACUGUGCCUUCAGAGACCCCUCGGAGUGAAGAUCAGAUAGAUCCUGUGGGGACUGUUCCCAGGUCUCUUUCUGGAAGUCCACCUGUACGUUUUUAUGACAAGAUUGGGCAGAUCCUAAAGACACAGCGAAAUGACAAAGGAGUACAAGUGGUGACACCAUUUAAAGAAAACAGUGGAAGCAUAAAGAAGUCAGUGACCUUUGCUGUUGAUGACAUGAGAGAUGACAAUAGAGUAAAUAGUGGUGAUGAGGUUUCCGAUGGAGAUCUGGUUGAGAGUGGGCCUCAUGGGGAAAGUGAGAAUACAGUAGAUCCCACUGGAGGCGAAGGGACACAAAUACAUGAACUUAGUGUGGAGGACUGCUAUUUAUCCGUGCCUGAUGAUAGAAGAAUCACUGUGGUUCAUAACAGUGAGAGCCCCCUCGAAAGAGAGAAUGAAAUCAGCCCCUCAGUUAAAGAAGAACCACCAGUACCAAUUCAAAGAGUCCUUAGAAUGUCACCCAAGGAACCAGACGUGUCGGAUAUAGUAUUGAGUAGUACUUCUUCCUUUGUACCACCACCAAAGCCAGCCCCAAGAAGUGCUCAAAAACUAAAAAAGGAACCUUUUUCUGUGUCUGAAGCAAAGCUAGAAAAUAUGGCCAGUUCUUCAGAGAUAGAGUUGCAUACAGAUACUUCUCUAUUUUCCAGGGAAAAUCCAACAACUGUUAAUUUAGCAGCAUCUAAACUUAAUCCUGAAAGUGAGGAUGAACUUCCUCAGAGCAUUAAUAAUGAUCACUCUGACACUCCCACAGGCAAACAGCUGGACAUUUUAGCUGUUGAAGAAUUGUAUUUAAAACCAGCUGCCCUUCCAGUUAUUCCUGAAGUAGGAUCUGAUGAUGAGCAGCUAAGCGACAUCCAAAAAGAUGAUGUAGGCUUGUCAAGCCCCAGAGAUGGUUCUUCACAAUUGCAGUCUUCCGUUGAGAGGGAGCUGGCCUCAGACAAGAAGACUACUGGUGAGAGAGAGACUGUAUCACUGCUUGUGAAAAAGGCUGGUCUUGAUGAUGAUUUUAAAUCAAACAACUUGUCAGUCUGUCCUUCAUCAGUAGUACUUGAGAAUGAAAAUGAGAACAUAAAAGGGUCAGAACAGAAGGAUGUUAACAGUAUGAAGGAAAUGGGUGAUUGUCCUGAAUUCUCUGAUAAGUCUGCUUCUCUUUCUUCUCUGUCCAGUUCUUCUCAGCCUUACUCUGCUAGUUCUUUCCAGUCUGAUGCUCUCAGCUCUAAUAAAGCAGAAUCUCCGAAAAAAUCUGCAGUGGAGGGCUUGGAUGUCAAAGUGGACAGUUCUGGCAAGAAGAAGCUGCUUCAGGCAAGGGUUUCACCCUCUGAAACACAUUCCAAUCAAACUCAGCAGAGCGGUGGAACUGUGCCUGCUAAGCUCAGACUUCAUCCUGUGAAGCCAAUGAAUACUACAACAAAUAAACCACCUGCAAAAACCUUGAACGUCACUGCAAAGAUCCUGGAUAACCAAAAUGAAACCAAUCUAAAGAAAUAUGACCCUUCAGAUCCUGCUUAUGCUUAUGCUCAACUAACACAUGAUGAGCUGAUCCAGCUGGUCUUAAAACAGAAAGAUGUGAUAGCAAAGCGAGAUAACCAAGUGCGGGAGCUGGAAGACUACAUUGAUGAUUUGCUGGUCAGAGUCAUGGAAGAAACUCCAAACAUUCUUCGGGUACAACCCAGCCUGAACAAAAAAGCCGGAAGGAUGUAAAAUGGCAAUGAAAUCCAAAUAAGGGCUUCUCUGUUACUCAUAUUUUAGAAGUGGAGAACGUGAAAAUGUUGAUAUUGAAAUUAACUGCUCUUUGUACCAAAGCAAAUUAUUUUUUCCCCUUUCUUGACUUGCCUCGCCUCAUUUUUGGAGACUGGUUAAUAUGAUAUAAUGCAAAAUGAAAAUUCUGAUGGGAGAGGGCAAACACUCUCAUAACAUGUUGUCAUUGUACAUGUUUUGCUGCUGUAUUAGGGUUAACAGCCUGAGAUCAUGGAUUGUGGAAAGAGUUACGAGCCAGUUUUAAAUCUGUGAAUAAUUCUGUAACUGGAAUAUUUUUGAAGGGGUUAAAAAUGGAUGCUUCUGCAGUAUCUUACAAAAGGAUAAACUCUUGGACUUCUUAGGUUAUUCUUAGUGCACUAUAGCAAUCAUAUGCUAAUUACAUUCAAGAGAUUGAAAGGAAUGCAAGUGAAAAAGCAUUGUUGCAUCAUCAUGAAGUGCCUUAUUUUGCCUGAGUUGCUUGAAAACAAGCACUUCCAUCAAAGCCUAGAUGCACUUUUGCUUACAAAAACUAAGCACAAAGCAUUUGGAAUAUCUCUUAGUCCUUUUAAAAUGAAAAAGACAUUUCAGUUCUCAUCCGUUGGGGGGGGGGGAGCUUGUGCCAUACAAGCUUGCAGUGGAUUGUGCAAAGUUUACUUAUUUUGCCCAGAGUGAAAUGUAACUGUGCUGUUUGCAAGCAGCUCUUACUUGCCUUAAUCUUACUGUUUUGAUAAAGUUAUACACAAGUAAGAAAAGAUGAGAAUGCUAAAUAUUUAGGCACUCCUUCCAUACUUGAUACAAAGAUUCUUUCAUUUAGAUUAGAUUCCUUUCAUACCAACAAACUACAGUUGUUUGUUUAUAUUGCUUCACUCACUGGAACAUGCUGAUCGGCUGCAUUCUUGAGCAAUAAGAGUAGCCACAAGGGAAAGGUGGGGCAGAUGUAUUUCAACAAAUACCCUUCCCCAGUUUACUGGAUUGUGCCCUGAAUGGAUGAGUUGCUAGUUAAAUUCUAGUAGAGCCUUUUAUUUUAAAUCUUAUAGGGGAAAAUUCAAUUGCUGUUUGCAUUUCACAUUUCUGUUUGCUUCUGGGCUGGCCAUUUGCUCAUUGUACAGAUUGACUUGCAAAGGUUCAGUUUAGUAGAUCUCAUAGCAGAGCAUUCAACAUGUUUCAGUAUACAAUAGUAUGGAAAAUGGAUGUUCAGUUGUUUGUAGUUGAAGCUAAAUUCGAUCUACUUUACUUUUAGGAAACUGAUGAAAAUCUUAACUUGCAUAUGCCCAGAUACCACUCCCAAGUGUUGUCUGUAAAGUCGCUUGAUCCAUUUUAAUACACAGUCUUUGUGAAUAACUACUGUAUCAUUAUUUCUAUACAUUUCUGCACUUUUAAAGAGGGCUGAAGUUGGCACUGAACAGCCCUUGAGACCUCACAUUCCCAUGUACUUGUAAGACUUGAUUAUAAAUUGGUCAGCUAAAAUCAAAGAUCUGACUUUCACUGAAUGGUGGUACUUUAGUGAUAAUGAAGUCAGAUAAUACAGCAUGUAGAGCAAGCAACAUACAUUUGCAGUAUUCUUUCUCAAGAAGUGCAGUUCAUAUGACUUGCACUGUUUUUGUAAUGAUAGCCUAUCUCUAUGCAUUUUAAGGGUUAGGUAUAAAACCCAGUGUUCGGACAUAUGAUUCCAAGUGUGUGGUUAUUUUCUCCAUUCUUUCCAUAAAUCAUGAAUAGACUAGUUUGUCUGUUUGCAUAGCGCUUGUUCUCACCACGGAAUUAACUGACUGAAGCUGUUCUUUUUUGCUUCAGCAUUGUAGUAGAGUGCGCGUGCACAGCAGUUAUGAACAUUGAAAGGAGAGGAGCUAUUGUGUCUGUGAUAUGGUCUUCCCACAUGCCUCUGGCUCCCUGAUAAUGGGAAAUUUUUUUAGUGUACAAACACAUCUGUCAUGUUACACAUCUUAAGGCGCUUGGGCCCCUGUGUGAAGAUAUCCUAACUUGUUUAAAUAAAUCAAAUUACUACUUCCCUCUAGCUUUUCAUUUUAAGUGAUUCACUGAUUCUUUUAUAGUGCCAGCUGGAGCUGUGGCACCAUACUGUAUGUCUACUGCUUUUGGCGAGAAAUGUUUUAUAAAGAGGUUUAUAUUAGAAAAUAUAAUGCCUGGUGGGUUCUGUUCCAUUUACUUAAUGACACAUAUGCCAGGAAAAUCUCUUGCAACAAAUGGGAGUCAGCCUCUUAAAUAGAACCAUUGCUGUUGAAUGUGCCUGCUGUUUUAAUACAGUUUGUACCAGAGAGAUUUCCAGUUGAUUAUGGGAAUCGCAUGCAGGGGAAGUGAUGUCUCUGGGUCAAAAUCAGUAGACUGUUCCUUCAUAUGAAGUCUUGAUCUGUUGUACAAUUUCCAUGAGUUGAUCAGUGGGCAAUGAAAAUGGAUCAGUAGGUAAUGAAAACUGUUCCUUGCAAUCUGUGCCUUCUAAAGAGUACUUUAUGACUAAAUACAAUCAGGGCAUCAAUUUGCUGGUGUGUUCCUAAAAUAUACUGUCAUAGUGAACAAUACAAAUACAGCUUCUCUCAUGUGCUCAGUGCUUAUUAUUGAAGGAUCUGAAUAUAUGUUAUUUAUUUUCUGCCUUGUUACUCUUGGUACUUACAGUUCCUUGGUUUUUAUACAAAGACCUUCAGCCUCAUGGACUGUUAAAAUAAAGUUAUUUUAAAUUUGUGUGAA